Molecule: messenger RNA, 1378 nt
Organism: Drosophila subobscura
Lineage: Eukaryota; Metazoa; Arthropoda; Insecta; Diptera; Drosophilidae
Gene: Srlp
Product: probable enoyl-CoA hydratase echA8
Exons: 4
Coding region: 96-1235 (379 amino acids)
Source: RefSeq, a predicted model, not a curated record
CGCUAUUCUCAAAAAGCUAGCCCUUGCAAACUGCGUCAACCCUGACUCACGACUUUUGUAGAAUUGUUUUUACGAACUUAUUUAAUUUUUAGAACAUGCUGCGUAAAUUCGGCAAACUCCUGGGACAGCAGGUGGGACGGCAAGCACGUUUCCCCUUAGGCCGCACGCUGGCGACAACAAACGCGCUGCGUAAAGAUGCUGCAGCCAAGACAGAGGCUGCCGCGGGGCCACCAAAGAAUAUACUUGUGGAAAAAGACAACAACAUUACGCUGAUUGGAAUAAAUCGACCGCAGCAGCGCAAUGCCAUCGACUCAAUUACCGCCUCCCAGCUUUGCGAUGCCUUUGCCAAUUUCGAGGCGGACGACACAUCGCCGGUGGCCGUCCUGUACGGUGUAGGCGGGUCGUUUUGCUCUGGCUUUGAUAUAUUGGAAAUGAGUACAGAUGAGAAGGAGGAGAUCAGCGUUGAUAUACUUAUGCGUCCCGAAGGCUCAGUUGGGCCCACGCGUCGCCAGAUCAAAAAGCCGGUCGUGUGCGGCAUCAACGGCUACUGCAUCGCCAAUGGACUGGAGUUGGCGCUAAUGUGCGACCUGCGCGUAAUGGAGGAGUCUGCAGUUUUGGGUUUCUUCAAUCGUCGCUUUGGAGUACCCAUGCUGGAUGGUGGCACUAUUCGUUUACCAGCCAUGAUUGGCCUGUCUCGUGCUCUCGAUUUAAUACUCACGGGUCGCCCCGUAGGCUCGCAAGAGGCCCACGACAUUGGGCUGGUAAAUCGCAUAGUUCCCACUGGCACAGCACUGGGCAAUGCCCUGGAAUUGGCCACUUGCCUGGCAAAGUUCCCACAACGCGCUUUAAAUCAUGACCGCAACUCGGUGUAUUCAGGCGCCUUUGAGACGUCGACGUUCCAUCAGGCAGUGCAGAACGAAGUAAUGUACACGUCGCGCGAGAUAAUCGAGGACAUGCAAAACGGAAUCAAGUGGUUCAAUCAGACCUUUGAGCCGGACACCACACACUCGUGGCUGAAGCGCGAUCGCUCGAUGGCCGACUGGGAUGAUGAGGAGGUGGCAGCUGCGGCUGCGACCAAGGAGAAGCAAAAGCAAGAUGAAGAGGCCGCUCGCGCUGAGGCCGAGAAACAAAAGCUGGCCGAAAAGGCUCAGAAAAAGUCAAAGAAAACGGAGGAAAAGCCAGCCGAAAGCAGUGACCCGAACAUUGAAUCGAAAGAAAAGCCAAAGGAAACAUAGUUGAGCUUUUCCAUCAUAUGCUAUAGCUUUGUACAUAUAACACUCUCAUCCACAGUUUGAAACUGAUCCAUUUGACCUUGUUAACUUAUUCAAAUACAAAAUUAUAAGCUGACGCUGCAAAGGCGUACCAGCUCUGAUCACUA